GAACACUGCGCACUUCGACCGCGGCUGGGUCGUCGGAAACCUCGGAAGCGGAAACCCUAAAUCCAAGUCACCGACUCCGCUUCAUUGAUCCGCAUGGGCAGUUACCGGGGCAAGCUGGGACUUUCGCCAUCAUCCCCAGCAGAAGGGCGCACAGACUUGUCGGAGAGGCCAAUGAACCGCCGGCCAACUCAGUCCCUUCAUCAAGUCUACCGGAUUCAGCACGUCCAUCGUGCCCACCCUGCCCCUCGACACAGACCUGCGAGGAGGCCGCCGGACUGGGUUCCUUCCAACCCCACCGUGUGGAUGGUCAAUGAGGCUUGGAGGCGCUUUCCCAUGAAGAGAUGCCGGAAUUCCAUCAUGGGGCCUCUUCCUUCAGACUGGUGGGAAGGUUACUUCCAGCGGAGUAUCUGGUCUCUGCGGCACCCCAGGGCAAUAUGGAGCCCGGUGACCAUCAAGAUCGCUCCUCCUGAGCGGACAGUGCCCCCCUCCGCUUCCCCAGCAGAGGUAAUCAACUCUGCAGGGUCCUCGCCUUCUGAGAGGCUCCCAGACCCUUGUGCAAAGGAAACGGUGCUGCGGGCCCUCAAAGAGUGCAAGAAGGGGAAAGUGAGGUUGGAAGAACCACUGUUUCAUGAGAUCUUUGACUGUAAGAGAAGUAUUCCAGAGACCAGACCGUCUGCAUUUAAACCUCUGGUGAGAGAGGGAGUCCUCAGUUCUUUUGUGCCCAGGCCUGGGCCUCUGAAGAGAAGCCUCAACCCUUGGAGCUCAGAUCACAGCUUGAAUAAGAGGCCCAGUUGUUCCUCCAUGGACUCCUUGACCAGCACACACACAGGCAACUCCCUUGACUCCAAAAGAAAUGCUAUCACAAGCUCUUACAGCUCUUCUCGAGAUUUCUCAGAAUCUUGGAAGAAAAGUAUUCCCAGUGAAUCACUCCAGAUACCAGAGUGGCCAGUAAAAAAGAAAGAAAAAGGUCAUCAGUCUCACUCUCCAUUCCCACUGGUAUCAGACGAGUCCCCAGAAACAGCUGGCAGCUCUGGACAGCAAAAGCAGAUUCCACUGCUUCCAUCUAGCCCUGAAAACCUGCUGUCUCUCAUUCCACCUCCCCAGCUUGGUCAUCCAGUCCCUGAAGACCUGGCCUUAGGGAAGAAAGCUGGACUCCAAUCGAGCAACAAAGCCAGAGAGAAUACAACUGAGAUCACCACAGACUCUGUCCCUGAGACUAGGUCUGGUAUUCAGCCUUCCCUGUCUCUCACCCUGCCUUCUGCAGGCACAGCUCCAACCCAGGGCACUGAUCCUCAGUUGGAAAGAUUAAAUAAGUUACAGAAGUCUCCAGGUCCACCGGCCUUCCCACAACCCACUGAAGAGGUAAUCAAUGCAGCCCACUCACCUCUGACAACAGCAAGCCUGCCAUGCCCACUUGGGUACUCACAGUCAGAGCCACUUUCAGGCAUCUCUUCGGACUCAAAACCCCCAGCUACUUUCAUCCAUCUGACCCCUGUUUCUCCCACAUCAUCAGUCACUGGCACCACACGGCUACCUUCGACUUCUCAGGCUGCUGCACACCUAGACUCAUCUGCUGUUAUCCCUACAGCCCCCGCUACGCCAAGUACUUCGCUUAGACUGAUGAGCAGCCCAGCUCCCCAUGCUCCUGCAUCUUCUGCUGUUGCAGAAGAUGUGCCUCCUGUUGCAGCUUCUGCUGACCGCAUGUCAAAACCCAUUUUGGGGCUCCCACCCAAUAGUGAGACUGGGACCUCCUUAUACUCUAGAAUUUCAGCCACAGCUGCUCCAUCUUCAGCUCCGGGUACCUUAACUCCCACUUUCAGGCCUAUCUUUGGCAGUGUAAGACUACUUAAAACUAUGCCCAUGAUAGCUCCUUUUCCUUUCAAGCAGGCCUCUCCUCCACCUACCCCUGCUUCUACCCACCUCUUCCAUGGCCUGGUCAAGGACACCUCUGUAGUCAUGUCCACCACACGAGCCAGCACAUCCAAAGACUCUUUUAAGCCACCUUUGGAUUUUGGUGUAGUGAAUGUUACCAGUACCAUGGGCAACACUUACUCCAUCCCUUCCACUUGCCACACUUUCCUUCUUGGGGCUGCCUGUGCCUUCAAGGCCAGUUUCUCCCCAGCUGCAGGCUGCAUUUUGCCACCAAGCCAACGUCCUACCAUUCCUACUGUACACACAGUCACUAUCUUCAGCCAGGUCAUUCCCAGUGCUGUCCAAAUAUCCCCUACCAGGAGCACUGCCAAUUUUAGAGCUAGUUCUCUGUCCACUUUAGCCCUAGGAAACCCCAAUCAGCCUGCAUUGUCAUCCAGGAUCUCCAGUUCAACCUCAGCAUUCACAAUUCCCUUGGGGUCAGGCCCAAGGUCACCCUUCCCACUAUCCCUGGGAGCAACUCCCCAGCCUGCAUUUGGGAUAGCAUAUGGGCAGAAGCAAGGAGCCCCCCAACCAGCCCUUGGCCCAAGCUUCAGUAGCUCUCUCAUUUUUGGAAACUCAACAGUGGCAUCCUCAACCCCAGCACAAACUCUCACUCAACCAUCCUUCAACAGUCCCACUCAGUCAGCCUUUGGAGGUUUGGCACCAUCAGCCUCCACCUUUCGUAUCCCUACCAACCUCCGGCCAGAUGUUAACAACACUCCAAUGGCUAUUCCCUUUGGUCAGGCUAAUACAAAUGGUUUUGGAGUUGUUACCCCAACCCACCGGACUGGGGCUUGUGGCUCAGUGUUUGGUAGCACAGCCCCAAGACCUUUUGACUUUGGGGGAUUAGUAACCCCUAUGGACUGUGGGGAGACUGGGGUCAAUGUGACUGCUCCAGACAUGAGUUCCAACUCCAGAGCAUUCAGCACUGUAGCAGUGCCUAGUGGGACAGCUAGCACCAUCACACCCUUGGGUAAAGGCUGGGGCCCCAAAAACCAGGGCCUGACCAGCCAGGGCACACCUUUUGCUUUGGGGAGGGCCAACAUUUCUGCAAGAAAAGCUAUGUUUAGGGGCCCUUCCAUGGAUCCCUUUGCUCAGAGUGCUCCUGUCCUUGGACCAGUUAAGGUAGGCAGCAGUUUUGGCUUUGGGAUGCAUUCUUCACCUCCCCAGGGCUCUGUUGGAAAAGGAUCUUUCAGAUCGCCAGCCCCAUCAUUUUCCAUUGGCACAAAAUCAAAAACCUCAAGGAAUAGGGAGCAAGGGCAUUCUCGAAGGCAUCAUUCCCAUAAGAAAUAACCUGUGUUCCUUGCCAUUCAUACUGUGAUGUGGACCUCAGCGUAGUGAAUUGCCUCAGCAUCUUCUAAGUCUCUACAGCAAAAAUACCUGAGUUCUAAGGUGAGAGUUUUGCACAUUCACCUUGUGGUCCUAAUCUACAUUCUAGAAGACGAUGAAAGACUAAAGUAUCACUGAUAAUAGCAGAAUGGAACUGAGUGGAACUAAAUCUUUGGAACUGAACAGAGCCUUGCCUUCCCCUCCCUGCCCAUUCCUUUCUGUGUCAAGGAUGAGCUCAAUCAGGACACUGCCUCCUGCUUUUUUUCUGGGAACAGACAUGACAGGGAGGCAACAAGUACAACCCUCUUGCUACUCUGGGUGGAGGAAUAGAUUCUUUCUAAAUCUCAGCCGU
Odocoileus virginianus texanus is the source of this 3592-nucleotide messenger RNA. RefSeq names its product POM121 transmembrane nucleoporin like 2 (gene POM121L2). Gene Ontology annotation, molecular function: structural constituent of nuclear pore. Lineage: Eukaryota; Metazoa; Chordata; Mammalia; Artiodactyla; Cervidae. Gene Ontology annotation, cellular component: nuclear pore. Gene Ontology annotation, biological process: RNA export from nucleus; protein import into nucleus. The record is from RefSeq and is a predicted model, not a curated record.